Molecule: messenger RNA, 336 nt
Organism: Cetraspora pellucida
Lineage: Eukaryota; Fungi; Glomeromycota; Glomeromycetes; Diversisporales; Gigasporaceae
Source: the annotation of a GenBank genome assembly
AUGUCACCAACCACCAACAAUAACGACACAGCGCUUGAUAACGACUCCAGUAACGACAUCGAUAAAAACUAUGACACAAAAAUCGACGACACAUUCCAGCAAGACAUCAAUACAAUGACACUAAGAACGACGACUCCAACGGCGAAAUUACCUGUUACUCACCAACAAGAACUUAACACUCUGAUAAUGACUCCAGUAACGACGAACGACCCUAGUAAUGAAAACGCAAACUACGACACCAAAAUUGACGACGUAUUCCGGAAGCAACACACCAAGAAUGACAACGACAUACUCCAAAAGCAAUACACCAAGAACGAUAACUCCGUAUUCCAGUAG